AUGGUUGCUUAUAGAUUACCAUCACCUGCUCCUUCUAGUACUAAUACUACUAAUUGUUUCCCUCAUAAUAAUAAACGGAAAAACAGUUUAACCUUUCAUGAUGAUACCAAUACCAAUGCCAAUGCCAACAAUUAUGAACAUUAUAUUGAUGAUGAACGUAUAGUGAAAAAUUUAACUAAACCUGAUCAAAUUACUUCGGAAACUGAAUGGCCACAAUUCAUUCAUCCCGAUGGUGGUAUAAUAAAAAUCACUCCUUGGGGUACAUUAAGACAAUUUGUUGACCCUAAAACUAAUGAAACAAUAACAAAAUUUGAAGAUUGUAGUUUAGAAGAUUAUUCAUUUAAACUGGAAUCAAUUGAAAAAUUAUAUCAAACUCCAAAUACUCCACAAUCAAUAUAUCAUAAUGCUGGACAAGAUAAUAUAAUACAUACACCUCAUAAUGGGAAUAGAAAUUUGAGUGGAUUGAUAAUUAGUCCAGAAAGUGAAGUUGAAGGGUACGUUGUGGAUGGUUAUAGACAACAACAACAACAACAACAACAACCACAACAACAGCAGCAGCAGCAUCAACAAUUUCACCAACAACGCGAUUGUUUUGUGCCAGAACACGAAAACUAUUUUGGAAUGACUGAUGAUACUGUAAAAUUAGAAGAUGAAAUUGAUUCUAGUUUUAAUAUCGAUGAAGAAAUGUUAUAA
Candida albicans SC5314 is the source of this 693-nucleotide messenger RNA. RefSeq lists its product as uncharacterized. The transcript has a single exon. Lineage: Eukaryota; Fungi; Ascomycota; Pichiomycetes; Serinales; Debaryomycetaceae. The record is from RefSeq and is a predicted model, not a curated record. Bases 1 to 693 code for a protein of 230 amino acids.